AUCACAAAGAUGGGAGAGCGUUGGAGCCGGAGCUGGAUAUAGAUAUCGCGAUAUGAUGAUUCUUCUCACUCCAUCUUAAAAUCGUGGCAACAAUCCAAUAAUAUAAUCAAAAAUUGCCAUUCUACACAUAUGGGAGAUCGGGAGUUGUGAUCUGAGAUAUGGAUAUGGUCCACAUGGAUAUGGAACGGGGAUCAUCGAAUCUCACUCCCAUGCAACAAAGCCAAUAAUAUAAUCCCAAAUGGUCAAUCUACACAAUGUGAGAUCCCAUGAGAUCUGGAUAUGGAGAUGAUUUAAUCUUGUUGAAGCUCCUCCUCCAUCUUAAAACCCUUGCAACAAGCCAAUAACCCAAUAAUAUAAUCACAAUUUGUCAAUCUCGGGAGCUGGAAUGAGAUAUGAGAUCUGGAUAUGGAAGAUGAUCGAAUACCGCGUUUAUCACUCCAUAUUAAAACGCUGGCAACAAGUCAACAACCAGAUCUGGAUAUGGAAGAUAAUCGAAUCUUCUGCAGCCCCUUCUCACUCCAUCAUAAAACCCAACCCUCACUCUUUGCUACAACACCAUUCUAACACCUCGCUCUUAUCUACGACUCAACAACUCUCUCAUGGCAUCUGCUAAUGCAAUUUCUACAGCUUCUAUAAUCUCUUCCUAUAAACAGCAGCAGGGGAGACUGAGAAAUGGUAAUGGAGGUGUUAGUCAAUUCCGGAUUGCGCCGAAGAUGAAGCAAUCUCAUUUUCGCCGGUUCUCGGUUCGCGCCCAGGCUUACGGUCUUGCCUAUGAUGAGAGUGGCAGAGCGGGUAUACAGGCCGGUCUCAAUAUACUUGCCGAUGCCGUUGCUCUUAGUCUUGGCCCUAAAGGACGGGAUGUUGUGAUUGUGAAAGAUGGUGGUGCCCCAAAGAUUGUUAGUGAUGGCUUUUCAAUUGGCAGUUCUAUUGAGCUACCCAAUGUCAAUGAAAACGCUGGCGCUAGUCUUAUUAGAGAGGUUGCAAGCAAAACCAAGGAGUCAGCUGGUGAUGGGACAACAACCGCAUCGGUUAUUGCACGUGAAAUAAUCCAACUCGGUAUCGCAAGUGUCACCUCUGGUGCUAAUGCAGUCUCAGUGAAGAAAGGCAUUGACAAAACUGUAGCUGCUCUGGUUCAGGAGCUUCAAAAGAAAGCCACACCUGUUAAAGGUCAUGAUGAUAUCAAAGCCAUUGCAUCGUUGUCUGUUGGAAAUGAUGAUAUCGGAACCACCAUUGCUGAUGCCAUGGACAAGGUUGGACUAGAUGGUGAGUUGUCCAUCGAAUCGUCAUCCUCCUUGGAGACAACUGUUGAUGUUGAAGAAGGAAUGGUGAUUGACAGAGGAUACAUCUCCAUACAAUUUGUUACUGACCUUGAGAAAUUAACAGUCGAAUUCGAGAACGCCAGAGUGUUGGUCACAGACAAAAAUAUAUCUUCAAACAAAGACAUAACCCCAUUGUUGGAGAAAAGAAAUCAGUUAGGUGGUCCUUUGUUGAUUAUUGCUGAAGAUGUCACUGGCGAAGCUUUAGCCACCCUUGUUGUAAACAAAUUGCGAGGCGACCUCAAGGUCGCUGCCAUUAAAGCACCUGGAGUUGGUGAAAGAAGAAAAGCCCUCCUUCAAGACAUCGCCAUCAUGACAGGAGCUAAGUACCUAUCGACUGAGUCGGGGUUGCUUAUCGAAAACUUAUCGGUCGAGCAGCUUGGAAGGGCUAAAAAGAUCACAGUCAGCAAAAACUCAACCACCAUCAGUGCUGAUAGUGCAUCUAAAGAUAAGAUCGAGUCGAGAAUUUCUGAAAUCAAGAAAGAAUUAUCCGAAACAGAUUCGGUCUACGAUUCUGAAGAACUAGCAAAACGAAUCGCGAAUUUAUCCCGCAAGGUCGCUAUCAUAAAAGUAGGUACUGCAAUAGCAGACCAGAAAACCCUUUUCGAGGAUGCAAAAAACGCGACAUUUGCAGCAAUAAAAGAAGGAAUAGUCCCUGGAGGUGGUGCUGCAUUUGUCCAUCUGUCCACAUUAGUUCCUGGUAUUAAGGAAACGCUUGAUAAUGCGGAUGAACGUUUGGGUGCGGAUAUUAUUCAAAAGGCGAUUGUGGCACCGGCAUCAUUGAUUGCACAGAACGCCGGAAUUGAUGGCGAGAUGGCUGUUGAGAAGGUGAAGGAAGGGGAAUGGGAGAUGGGGUAUAACGCGGUGAGUGAUAAGUACGAGAAUUUGGUGGAGGCCGGAGUUGUUGAUCCGGCGAAGGUGGCACGAUCUGCAAUUGAGAAUUCCGCUUUGGUUGCAGGGAGGGUGUUGAUUAAUCAUGGGACUCUGAUUGAGAACAUCAUGGCUAUGGGGGAUGUGGCUGUUGUGUAAAGUAUGUAAAUUGUAAUGUGGAUUUUCCCUUUGUUGCAAUUUUUUAUCAAUAAUAACAAAAGACAUUAUCUUCGGUCCUUCAA
Lactuca sativa (garden lettuce) is the source of this 2428-nucleotide messenger RNA. Its product is annotated as ruBisCO large subunit-binding protein subunit alpha. The record is from RefSeq and is a predicted model, not a curated record. Gene Ontology annotation, molecular function: ATP-dependent protein folding chaperone; ATP binding. Gene Ontology annotation, biological process: protein refolding. NCBI's taxonomy places the organism in Eukaryota, Viridiplantae, Streptophyta, Magnoliopsida, Asterales, Asteraceae.